UCAAGGCUAUCGCAAUUUCGCCGAUAUUCACACAUCUCCUCUCCUCAGCGCCUCACGCCUAAGCACCUUCGGAUCAUCUGAAACGCCGAUAUUGAUACAUCCCCAAGUUCACGACCAAAACAACCUCUCCAGCUCAGCUGCUACGACGACCAGCAUUACACCACCCACAGAGCACUUACCACUAGGACCUCGGCUGCGCUAUGCUGGUGGAGGAGCAGGUGGUGGCUCCCUGCGCAUCGGUUCAUCAGCCGCUUCCACCGCGAUAGGGAGCUUCUUUCCUUCUACACGGCCUAACUUCUCUUCUCGUCUGUCUACUGGCAACACAAAUAGCUUGCGUCGUGGCACCAGUUGCUUAAGUCCCUUUCUUGACUAUGGGCCACCGCCUCAGCCUUUGCUUCGACUGCCGAUUCCAAAUUUUAGUCAAUCUCAGCUCGACGAUCCCCACACCGGGGACCUUCGCAGCACCAAACAAGCCAAGGAGAAUUUAGGUGUCGUAUCUAUUCCAUGCAAUAAUCUAUCUUUACUCUACUUCACGCAGUUAAGGUUUUUAUUCUUUAUACCUAGAAAGUUGCUUUAA
Messenger RNA from Protopolystoma xenopodis, 577 nucleotides. The record is from the annotation of a GenBank genome assembly. NCBI's taxonomy places the organism in Eukaryota, Metazoa, Platyhelminthes, Monogenea, Polystomatidea, Polystomatidae.